AUGGCUGAGAUAUGCCCCGAUGUCCUCUGCCAACAAGAUGGUACAUUGAGAAGGGACACUGCAGUCAAGGAAAACCAAAAGAACAGGACACCAGUGGACAAUCUAACACUGACCUCCACCAACACCGACUUCGCCUUCAGCCUCUACAAGGAACUGGCUUUGAAGAAUCCAGAUAAAAAUAUUGUCUUCUCUCCGUUCAGCAUCUCAACAGCCUUGGCCAUCCUGACCCUGGGAGCAAGGAGCAAAACCCUGGAAGAGAUUCUAGAAGGUCUCAAGUCCAAUCUCACAGAGACCUCUGAGGCAGACAUCCACCAGGGCUUUGGGCACCUUCUCCACAGGCUCAGCCAGCCAGGGGACCAGGUGCAGAUCAGAACAGGGAGUGCCAUGUUUAUUGAAAAGCACUUAGAGAUCCUGGCAGAGUUCAAGGAGAAGGCAAGGGCACUAUACCAGGCUGAGGCCUCUGCAGCUGACUUCCAGUAUCCUCAUGAGGCCAAAAAGCUCAUCAAUGACUAUGUAAGGAAACAGACUCGGGGGAAGAUCAAGGAACUGAUCUCUAACCUGGAUAAGAGCAUAGUAAUGGUACUGGUGAAUUACAUCUACUUUAAAGGGAAAUGGAAGAGACCAUUUGAUCCUCAUGACACAUUCGAAUCUGAGUUUCAUCUGGACAAGAAGAGGUCUGUGAGGGUGCCCAUGAUGAACAUUGAAGACCUGACCACACCCUACUUCCGGGAUGAGGAGCUGUCCUGCUCUGUGGUGGAGCUAAAAUACAUAGGGAAUGCCAGUGCCCUGUUCAUCCUCCCUGAUGAAGGCAGGAUGCACCAGGUGGAAGCCAGCUUGCAACCAGAGACCCUGAAGAAAUGGAAGGACUCUCUGAGGCCCAGGAAGAUUGAUGAGCUCUACAUGCCCAAGUUCUCCAUCUCUACUGACUACAGCCUGGAGAAAAUCCUUCCAGAGUUAGGCAUCAGGGAAGUCUUCUCCGAACAGGCUGACCUGUCUGGGAUCACAGGGGCCAAGGACUUGAGAGUCUCUCAGGUGGUCCACAAAGCUGUGCUGGAUGUAGCUGAGACAGGCACAGAAGCAGCUGCUGCCACAGGAUUCAAAGAGGUCCUUUGUUGUGCAAAUUUUAUAUCUAUGACAGUCCAUUUCGACAGGCCAUUCCUGAUGUUCAUCUCUGAAACAGAUACUCAGACAACCCUCUUUCUGGCCAAAAUCUCCAAUCCUAAGUGAGGUUAGAGCUUCCCAAGUGGAGAGGCUUCUGCUCAGGAGCCCAGGCAGAAGCCUGCAUAUGGAUGUGUACAUCCUGAACUUCAUGUUCUGAUUGGCUUUGUAUACCUGGUUUGGACAGUGACCUUGUCUAGCUCCAUGACUCCUACAUACACAGGAGCCUUGGACUGUGAGUGACAGGCUCUCAGGCCUCUUGGGAGCACCUGAUCAUUUUUCUGAACCUGGAAUCUAUCUUUAUGCCCUCUCCCUGCUCACUCACCUGUAUUGGACUGUACCCCAAAUGUGGGCACUAUCAAGUAGGUUCAGUCCCAGUAUAGUCUCUAGACACAUCCGCCUCCAGCUUCCAUAGCCUUGAUGGGGUCAUGCAAGCUCACAGGCCAAUCCAUGAGGACCAGGACCAGGACUGAGAAGGGAAGCUGCUGCACCGAAUCUCACUCCUGCAUCUGGUGCCUCCUGGAGACAAGUUCUUGCCUUGUGCUUUCCUUCCUCCAGGCCCUCGACUCUGCCACCCACAGCCCUUUGCUGCAGAUGCUGGCCUUGCACAUAUCUGGCCCACUGUUGGAGCCUUCACUCAUUUUGAGGGGCUUAUUGGUCAGACCAGCUCCUUUUCCCCAGCACUCCUAUUUAGGGCACAGUACCCAUUUUCUAGGUUGGCAACUGAUGACCCUAACAUGAUAGACAUCUCCACCUUCAUCACCCAAAGUGCAGGGUUUGGAGCAAAGGAUCAAUAAAAAUAUAAUUCACUCAG
Messenger RNA from Onychomys torridus (southern grasshopper mouse), 1972 nucleotides. Its product is annotated as serine protease inhibitor A3N-like. Gene Ontology annotation, molecular function: serine-type endopeptidase inhibitor activity. The record is from RefSeq and is a predicted model, not a curated record. The transcript has 4 exons. NCBI's taxonomy places the organism in Eukaryota, Metazoa, Chordata, Mammalia, Rodentia, Cricetidae. Bases 1 to 1227 code for a protein of 408 amino acids. Gene Ontology annotation, biological process: negative regulation of endopeptidase activity.